This is a messenger RNA of Saccharomycodes ludwigii, 1074 nucleotides long. It is a transcript of the gene PHO92, whose product is annotated as mRNA-binding phosphate metabolism regulator. Bases 1 to 1074 code for a protein of 357 amino acids. Gene Ontology annotation, molecular function: N6-methyladenosine-containing RNA reader activity; mRNA binding. Gene Ontology annotation, biological process: mRNA destabilization. The record is from RefSeq and is a predicted model, not a curated record. NCBI's taxonomy places the organism in Eukaryota, Fungi, Ascomycota, Saccharomycetes, Saccharomycodales, Saccharomycodaceae. The transcript has a single exon. Gene Ontology annotation, cellular component: cytoplasm.
AUGUACGUAGCAAAUGAAACAUUGAAUUGUAACGGUGACUGGUAUCACCUUGAUAAUCAAAAAACAUUUUCUAGAGAUCCAAUUUCUGAAACUCUAAAAUCAUUGGAUAACUAUUUAAUCCAUGCAAACUAUCAAAAGAAUAAAAACACCAUUCAGCUGAUUAAUAAUUGUGAUACCAACAAUGAAACCAGUUUUCAAAUGUUCUCUGGGCAUAACAGUGGUAAUAAUCCCAAAUAUACCAUAAAUACUCUUACUGAUUGCAAGGAAAAUGUUAGUAAUGCUCAACAGACGAAUAUGAACUUAAACUUUAAUGAUAACAAUAUUCAUUAUGAUUAUUAUAAUAAUCAUUUACACCGUUGUUAUUAUCCUGAAAUUUCUCCAAGGACAAAUAAUCUUACUAUUGAGGAAAGUUUAUUUGAUUGCGCCAAUUUGAGUAGAACAACAACUAAUACUAGUGAUACCACUAUAAAAAGCCCACAUAUAGAGGGCUUGAUAGUUCCAGUCUCCUCAGAUAUAAAUGAUUCAUAUCAUUCAGCUUAUUCAAAGAAUGGCACCACUGACUAUUUGCAUAAUAAAUGGUCGUUAUUCAAGACGCCAAAGCAAAAGCUAAAAAUUUUUGGUGCCAAAUGCUUUGUCAUAAAAUCUUUUGACCUUGCUGAUAUAAUCGCUUCAUAUAAACAUAAUAUUUGGUCUUCUACCCAAUUAGGUAAUAAGAGAUUGUCCAAGGCAUAUCAAAAUGGAAAGAAUAGAGUAUUUCUAUUUUAUUCAGUAAAUGCAUCAGGAAAAUUUUGCGGUGUCGCUGAAAUGAAGAGUGACCUAAGAAUGUGCAAAGAUGAUGUGUGGAGUAACAAAAACAGGUGGCCAGGGGAAUUUGAUAUUGAAUGGAUAUACGUUAAAGAUAUUCCUAACAGAAUGUUUAGGCAUUUAGUUAUAAAGGAAAAUCAAGGUAAACCCGUAACCAAUAGCAGAGACACACAAGAGGUUCCUCCUGAUAUAGCCACAAGCAUGAUAACGAUUUUUGAGAAUUAUACAAAUAAUCAACUAACCUCGUUCUUAAUGGAAUAUCAGGGAUAA